Molecule: messenger RNA, 261 nt
Organism: Necator americanus (New World hookworm)
Lineage: Eukaryota; Metazoa; Nematoda; Chromadorea; Rhabditida; Ancylostomatidae
Exons: 2
Coding region: 1-261 (86 amino acids)
Source: RefSeq, a predicted model, not a curated record
AUGCCUAGCACAUCGCGAGAACCCAAACGUGGACUACGAGGUGCUCCUCAGAGAACUGCGAGCCUGUGCCAAACGUGCUUUGAUUCCGCCCAUGACAAAGUAGUAUCGAAUUUCGAAGACCACCAAGGAAUUGUUGGAAAGAAGAGGGACUUUGAGGAAAGCGUUGCAGGAGGAUCUUUCGAAAAACAAGCAGAAGAUACUGGAAGCAGCAAAAAGAAGAACGAGUCUGAAGAAGUGCCGCAGGGACCUCCGCGAUUAUAA